AUGGUUGUGCUAUUAUCUGCUUCUUUGGUUCGAUUACCCAAACAAUUCCCCUGCUUUACUCUCAAUCCAGGUUAUUCCACUGCUCGACAUUACCAUUUCUCAACUGGCUCAACCUCCAUUCAAAUCAUAUUCGCAGACAAAUGGAACUUUUUCAGAUCAAAUGCAUUGGUCAAUUAUCGUUCAUCGAAUGCUAACAAUUACAAGGCAACCCAGUUGUUGCAACGCUGUUCUUGUGUCGCAAUGUGUGCUUCUCAUUCCUCUUUGACGACGUCGUCUUUUGGGUCGUACGAGAAAUUGAAGACGGUGUGGAUGUGGACAAAAAGCAAAGAGGUCAUGACGGCCGCCGUGGAGAGAGGAUGGAAUACCUUCGUUUUCUCAUCCCAGGAUCGACAACUCGCCAAUGAGUGGUCUUCAAUCGCCUUAAUAAGUCCUCUGUAUAUUGAAGAGGGAGGCAUUUUUGAUGGUGAGAAUAGAAGGGUUGCCACAGUUUUUGAGGUUUCAAAUCCACAAGACUUACAGCAGCUCCAACCCGCAAAUGGGCAGGCAGAGAAUGUUGUUAUCAAUUUGCUAGAUUGGCAGGUAAUUCCUGCAGAGAAUAUUGUUGCUGCAUUCCAAGGCUCUCAAAAAACAGUUUUUGCCAUCUCAAAAAAUCAUUCUGAAGCACAAGUCUUCCUUGAGGCCUUGGAGCAAGGUCUGGGUGGAGUUAUUUUAAAAGUUGAGAACACUGAAGCUGUUUUUCAGCUCAAGGACUAUUUUGACAGAAGAAAUGAAUUGAGCAAUCUCAUGAGCUUGACCAAAGCUACUGUAACUCGAGUUCAAGUAGUUGGAAUGGGGGAUCGAGUUUGUGUGGAUCUUUGUAGCCUCAUGAGACCUGGUGAAGGACUUCUGGUAUGCUUUUGUUUUCUCGUCUAUAAUUUGCUCCUCGCAUGACUUAUUAUUUGUUAGAAUUUAUGUUGGCAUAUUCAGUGUCAAAAUUGGGUUAGUUGUAAACCUUUAGUUGUAAAUUAGUUUUAAUUUUGAAGUGUUCUUCAAAAAGUUUCCACUUCGUCACUAAAAUUAUUGUGUUUGAUCUCUUUAUUGCUUUACUUAAUUUUGGUGAUAUUGUGUGUGGUUGAAAUAUUUUGUUGGUUGUGAUUAUGGGAAAACAUGUAUUCACCCCCUUAAGUGUUGUUUGGGGUCG
Molecule: messenger RNA, 1180 nt
Organism: Corylus avellana
Lineage: Eukaryota; Viridiplantae; Streptophyta; Magnoliopsida; Fagales; Betulaceae
Source: RefSeq, a predicted model, not a curated record